Molecule: messenger RNA, 1080 nt
Organism: Exophiala bonariae
Lineage: Eukaryota; Fungi; Ascomycota; Eurotiomycetes; Chaetothyriales; Herpotrichiellaceae
Exons: 1
Coding region: 1-1080 (359 amino acids)
Source: RefSeq, a predicted model, not a curated record
AUGCAGUGGCUCAGCAAGGGCCUUAGCCUGAUCCUUCUGGGAGUCCCCAGUUUCGCCACAGGCUCAGGACAUGGCAACCCUAUCUACGUUUCAAAUGGACAAUCCAUUCAAUCCGCAAUUGCUUCUGCACCUCCGGGUUCACAAAUCAUCGUCACAGCCGGCACGUACGCGGAACAGCUUACCAUCAAGACUGAUGGAAUCACACUGGUCGGGCAUGGAGCUAUUCUGACCCCGCCGGCGUCACCUACCCAGAAUGAAUGCACAGGUCUGGCUGGACCAGACACGAAUGCAGGAAUCUGCAUCGUGGGAAGCCAAGUCGCGCUGGCGGAUUUUGUCGUAGAACACCGGAAAGUGAUUUCGGUAGGCAGGAGGGUCAAGAAUGUCGCAGUCACUGGGUUCGACGUGCGCGGGUUCUCCGGCCCGAGCAUCACGGCCGUAGGCGGAGAGAAUGUUGCCAUCACUGGCAAUCAUCUGUUCGACGGUGCACAAUAUGGCGCUCUUUCCGUCGGGUCGUUAGGCUCGACGAUCGACAACAAUGCAAUUGAGUCGACAGGCGAUCUCAAGUUCAUCGGCAUCUGUAUGGACGACAACCUUGGCGGGGGCGUUACCGUGAAGCAGAACACGAUCCAAGGCUAUGUGAUCGCGCUCUGUAUUCAAACCAACCACGCACAAGUCAGCAACAACGACGCCACCAACUGCUGUAUUGGUGCGAGCCUGGAUCCCAGCAUCGACGGCAUACAGCUCACCGCGAACCACUUCGGGCCAACAGAUCCGCGUUGUGCGCAAGGCGACCCUCCCCCCGGCGCGUAUGGUGUCUUGAUCGCCGGAUCCAUAAAUGCUGUGGUUAAGGGGAAUGUCAUCGAGGGUUUCACGGUAGCUGGCGGAGCUCCCGGAGCAGAGAGCGCGGCCAUCGUCGUGCUAGAUGAUGUCUUCACUAACACUGGGGCGUUGGCCACUGAUAACAUCAUAACGGGCAAUGUUCUCAGGAAUAACGACUAUGAUAUAGCUGUGCUCACGAAUGGCACGGGCAACGUAGUGCAGGGGAAUGUCUGCACCACCCCUCCGGAACUAUGUGGCUGA